AUGGCUUAUAAUGAGUUUAUAUAUGAGAAAGCUAUGGACAGACUCAGAAAACUCAAUAUUGAGGCUGCAAAUUGGUUGUUAGAUCCUGAAAGGCCUAAAAGCAUGUGGGCAAGACAUACUAUUGACCCUGAUUGCAAAUCUGAUCAUGUAACUAACAAUAUUUGGGAGGCCUUUAAUAGCUGGUUGGGAGACGAUAGAAAGAAGACAAUUCUGUCUAUGAUUGAGUCUAUUACUUGCAGAUUGAUGAGUAGAUUUCAAAGGAUAUAUGAAAAAGGGUGUGGGUUUGAAAAUAUUGUGACACCUAGGAUUAGAAAGGGGAUUGACAUUAAGAUGCAAGAUGGAAGAUUUUGUAUUGUCACAUAUGCAGGCAAUGGCGAGUUUCAAGUAAAAGAUGGGUUCACCACUUUUGUAGUAAAACUGAGGACUAGAGAAUGUGGUUGUAAUUAUUGGAGGCUAUCUGGUUUACCUUGCAAGCAUGCAUGUGCUUGUAUUACCUACAAGAGAGAAAAUGUGGAGAUGUUUUGUGAUGAGGCUUACACUACUAGAAUUUAUUGCUUAUCUUACACUGAGAUUAUACAUCCCAUGCCUGAAUUGGAUACCAAUAAUAGAGGUUGUUAUGGGAAGAUUGAUCCUCCUGCAUUGAAGAGGCUACCUGGAAGGCCAAGAAUUAAUAGAAAGAGAGGUACGACUGAAGGUCCAGCUGGGUCAUAUGCAAGAAGAUCAAACACAAUUAGGUGUGGAAAUUGCAAGGAAUUUGGACAUAAUGUUUUGGGAUGUCAGAGAGAUAAAACCAAAAAACAGAAAAAACUUAUGGUAAGACGGGCAAAGGAUAGUCAAGCAAUGUCUUCUUCAAAUCAUGGUACUUUAGUUCAAACUCGUGUGAGCAGUCAAGAUCCAUCCCGUUCAAGCCAAGUGCUCAUGAGCAAUCAAGUUUUUAGUGAAAAUAUCAAUUGA
Molecule: messenger RNA, 954 nt
Organism: Lotus japonicus
Lineage: Eukaryota; Viridiplantae; Streptophyta; Magnoliopsida; Fabales; Fabaceae
Exons: 2
Coding region: 1-954 (317 amino acids)
Molecular function (GO): zinc ion binding
Source: RefSeq, a predicted model, not a curated record